AAGGUCGUGUUCGUCGGCGGCACCGGCCGCGUGGGCAGCUCCGCCGCCGCCGCGCUCCUGAGGCAGGAGCCCGGCGUCGCCCUGGUCCUCGCCGGCAGGACCGAGUCAUCGUUCACAGCCGCGGUGGAGCGCCACCCCACGCUCCGAUCGAGCUCGUGCGCGUUCGCCGCGUGCGAUUGCUCCGACCCGGCGUCGCUGGAAGCGGUCAUCGCGGGCGCCGACCUCGUGGUGCACUCCGCCGGUCCUUUCCAGGGCGGCGGCGACCAGUGCGCGGUGCUCGACGCCGCCAUCGCCACGGGCGUUCCCUACCUGGACGUGUGCGACGACGCGGAAUACGCCAAGGCGUGCAGAUCCAAAUCCGAUGCCGCCAAAUCCAAAGGCGUCCCGUGCGUGACGACGGGCGGCAUCUACCCCGGCGUCAGCAACCUGAUGGCCGCCGAGAUGAUUGCACAGAACCGCGCCUCUGGCUCUGAAGGCGCUGAGGUCGCCGAGGUUGAGUACGUGCUGUACAACUACUUCUGCGCGGGCUCCGGAGGCGUGGGGGACACCAUCCUCGCCACCAGCUACAUGCUCUGCGGCGAGGACGUGGUGUGUUGGGAUAAAGGCGAGAGGGUCGUGACGAGGCCGGCGACGCAGCGCAAGGUGGUGGACUUUGGGAAGAAGUGCGGCAAGCGGGAGGUGUUUUUGUACAACCUCCCGGAGUGCGCGUCCGCGAGGGAGACGUGGAACGCGGAGACUGUGAAAGCUCGGUUCGGGACGUCCCCUGGUUUAUGGAACGGCGCGAUGGCGCUGAUGGCCAAUCUGGUUCCCAAGGAGACGUUGCUGAACAAGGACGUCGCGAAGGCGCUCGCGACGUUCACCGCGCCGAUCGUGCGUGCGGUGGACGCCGUCGUCGGCGAGAGGACCGCGAUGAGGAUCGACGUGAAGCUCAAGGGCGGGGCGCUCGCGGGGGCGAUUUAUAAUCACCCGAGGCUGUCGGAGGCUGUCGGAGACGCCACCGCCGCGUUCUGCGCCGCGAUGCUCCGCGGGGAGACGGAUCCCGGCGUGUGGUACCCGGAGGAGGCGGGUGCGGUGAAGGACAGGGCCCGGUUGUUGGAGGCGGCGGCUGUCGGGUGCGACAACUACGAGAUGAACAAGGCGGCGUGGAUGCUCGAGUCGAAACCCAUCAACCUCGGCUUCGGCAUCUACAUC
This is a messenger RNA of Micromonas commoda, 1191 nucleotides long. RefSeq lists its product with no specific name. The annotation marks the transcript as partial. The record is from RefSeq and is a predicted model, not a curated record. NCBI's taxonomy places the organism in Eukaryota, Viridiplantae, Chlorophyta, Mamiellophyceae, Mamiellales, Mamiellaceae. The transcript has a single exon.